Messenger RNA from Eupeodes corollae, 9869 nucleotides. RefSeq names its product lysine-specific demethylase 5-like. NCBI's taxonomy places the organism in Eukaryota, Metazoa, Arthropoda, Insecta, Diptera, Syrphidae. The transcript is spliced from 6 exons. The record is from RefSeq and is a predicted model, not a curated record. Gene Ontology annotation, biological process: chromatin remodeling. Gene Ontology annotation, cellular component: nucleus. Gene Ontology annotation, molecular function: DNA binding; histone demethylase activity. Bases 1068 to 6428 code for a protein of 1786 amino acids.
UUGUGCAAUUUUGCGUUUCUUGCUGUGAUAUCAUUUUUGCCGUCGUCGUCUUCGUUGUCUUGGGGCAAUCAUUAAUCUUUUUGGAUUUGUUCUCUUUUUUUCUGUAUUUGGAUAUCAUAAAACAAGAGAAAAACAUUUAAAAACUGAAUUUCCCAGUGCACUCGAAUGUUUUUCAUUUUGUAGACAUUUUAGUUUUCAAAGAAUUGUGUUGAUUUUCUGUGAGUUUCCUCAGUCUCAGUCUGUGUUAUGGAAGGGAGGCAAAGGAAAGUGCUCGUGGUUGUGCCGAAAAUAAACAUUGAUUUCUUGUUUGCUUUCAAUCGAUUUAAAUUUUGUGUUCUCAAAAUAAAGGAGUUACUUGUAGUGUUUUUUUUUUUUUCAAAUAGUGCAUAGUAUCAUAUUUACUCCUAAGUUGGGCCUUUGGGAUGUGUAGAUUCUUCCGGUAGGAAAAAUCUUCCCAUCCAUGUCGUUUGUAACUAGUUGUUUAUUUAUUACAAAUUUUACUUUUGCACCACUUAUGCUGCUGGUGCUGCACCACGAACCCUCUUCUCUCGAUAAACCGUUUCUACUGUGUUGUUUAGUUUGUUCGUCCUCUCAAUCUUUAUAAAUAAAAAAUAGUUAUACUGAAACUGAACGCCAUGAGACUCUUGCUAGAAAUCGCGUAGUGCAAUUCAAGAUAAAUUGAUGAAAACAUAAAAUUUGUUUUCCUUUUUCUACUGUUUGUAUUGUAUUGUAUUUCUUAUGUUGAUUGUUGUGAGUUUUUCUUUUUAAAGGAACUGCGUUUGCCCUUUUGCUUAAUGCUACCAUAGAGUGAAGUUAAAAAAUUAAACCUAGCCAAGUUAAAAAUUGAAAAUUCUUUAAUAUUUUAGAAGUUUAGAGUCAGUUUCCAUAUUGCCCAGCUACUUGCGGGCCUGACCUAAUAUUGAAAAAACGGAAUACGUACCAUUCAAUUUAAAAACAGAAAUCGUGUUUUGCUUUAAAAAUCGUAAAGAAAAAAACCUAAAAUGCCUGAAAAUAAAUAACUUACUUUGUAAAAGAUCGGGAGAGAAAUAACAUACAAGGAACUAGAAAUGGCAUCAAUUAACAAUACCAGCCGUAUUUCAACUAAUCCUAACUGUUCACCACCACAAUUGACAUCGCGUCCACCUGCAUCAGCCUAUUCGAUUCAAUGGCCUCCAACAGCAACAUCUCUUUCAGCAGCGGAUAAUUCGCCACCGUUGACGGUGGGUAGUCCAGCUAAAGGUCAUGAGUUCUUAGGUGGUGUAGGAGGAGGACAUAACAAUCGAAGUAAGUCCUACCAGCCUCACUCUUCAACAUUUUCGCAAAACAAAAAUCAAGAAUAUGAAUUUUUAAAGCCACCCGAGUGUCCCAUAUUUCGCCCGAACGAAGAUGAAUUUAAAAAUCCUCUUACUUAUAUAAGCAAGAUUCGUCCGAUUGCUGAGCGAUAUGGUAUUGCCAAGAUAUUGCCACCAAAAACGUGGACACCGCCGUUUACUGUUGACGUGGAUAAACUUAAGUUUACUCCUCGGGUACAGCGAUUAAACGAACUGGAAGCCAAAACUCGUGUGAAGUUGAAUUUUCUUGAUCAAAUAGCAAAGUUUUGGGAACUUCAAGGAUCUUCCCUUAAGAUUCCAAUGGUUGAACGAAAGGCACUUGAUUUGUAUUCAUUACAUCGCAUUGUUCAAGAAGAAGGUGGCUUGGAACAGGCAACAAAGGAACGAAAGUGGUCAAAGGUGGCACAUCGGAUGCAAUACCCACCAGGAAAGAGCAUUGGAGCCAUUCUUAAAGGUCACUACGAACGAAUUCUUCAUCCAUUCGAUAUAUACACGUCAGGGAAGGUAAUAGAUAUUAAAUUGGAGUCGGAGAGUGAUGACAAAGACUAUAAGCCACACGGUAUCGUAUCGCGCCAACAAAUAACUCCACCUAACGAAACAACUGCUCGACGAUCGAAACGAUUUGCCAACAUGAAUGCCAGCAAGGAAUCAGCCUGCGGCUUGGGUACAAUUUCGGCACAUAUUAAGCCAGAAAUUGAAGAAGACAAGAAGUCAGUGAAAGCAUUAACCGGAGGAGCGCGGACCGGUCGAGGAAGGUUCGUACGGCCGGCCACUCCGGCAAUGUUGAUCCAUAAUGAUCCCCUGGCAAAAUACAUUUGUCACAUCUGCAAUCGAGGUGAUGUUGAGGAAGCUAUGUUACUCUGCGACGGUUGCGAUGACAGUUACCAUACAUUCUGUUUGCUUCCACCGUUACAUGAUAUUCCAAAAGGAGAUUGGCGUUGUCCAAGAUGUGUGGUUGAGGAAGUCAGUAAGCCAACAGAGGCUUUUGGAUUUGAACAAGCCCAACGGGAAUACACUUUACAGCAAUUUGGCGAAAUGGCUGAUCAAUUUAAAGCCGACUAUUUCCAUCGGCCGGUGCACCUGGUGCCAACAGAUUUAGUGGAACGUGAAUUUUGGCGCAUUGUCUCGUCCAUUGAUGAAGAUGUUACUGUUGAAUAUGGUGCGGAUUUGCACACAAUGGAUCAUGGAUCUGGAUUUCCAACAAAAAGUUCUUUAUUCUUACUGCCAGGUGAUCAAGAAUACGCAGAAUCUAGCUGGAAUUUGAACAAUCUUCCUCUUCUGGAAGAUUCGAUCCUGGGUCACAUCAACGCUGAUAUAAGUGGCAUGAAAGUUCCCUGGAUGUAUGUAGGAAUGUGUUUUGCCACCUUUUGUUGGCACAACGAAGACCACUGGUCGUACUCAAUCAAUUAUUUACAUUGGGGUGAGCCGAAAACUUGGUACGGUGUACCUGGCUGUAAAGCUGAAACGUUUGAAAAAACUAUGAAAAGCGCCGCGCCGGAGCUUUUUGCUUCGCAGCCUGAUCUCCUGCAUCAGCUGGUCACAAUUAUGAAUCCAAAUAUUCUGAUGAAUAGUGGCGUACCGGUUUAUCGAACAGAUCAACACGCCGGAGAGUUUGUUAUAACUUUUCCUCGUGCAUAUCAUGCUGGUUUUAAUCAGGGUUACAAUUUUGCUGAGGCCGUAAAUUUUGCUCCUGCCGAUUGGCUUAAAAUGGGUCGUGAUUGCAUCAAUCAUUAUUCGAUGUUGCGGCGAUUUUGUGUCUUCUCACACGAUGAACUUGUUUGUAAAAUGGCACUCGAACCAGAUAAACUUAACUUUGCCAUAGCCACAGCAUGCUACAUUGAUAUGGUUAAAAUGGUAGAUUCGGAAAAAAAAUUGCGGAAAAGCUUGCUGGAGUGGGGUGUCACCAAAGCAGAACGUGAAGCCUUUGAGCUGAUACCUGACGACGAACGCCAAUGUGAAGUUUGCAAAACAACAUGUUUUCUUUCGGCAGUAGCUUGUAAAUGUACAAAACAAAUAGUUUGCCUUCGUCACUACACGGAGCUUUGCGACUGCAAGCCGGAAAAUCAUUCAUUGCAAUAUCGCUACACUCUGGAUGAAAUGCCUCUUAUGCUCAAAAAGCUUCAAGUAAAGGCCCACAGCUUUGAAGUUUGGCUAACUAAGUGUCGCGAUGUAAUUGAUCCACCCAAACCAGGCAGUAAAAUAGCGUUAGAGGAUUUGCAGGAACUCGUGCAAGAAGCCGAUCGCAAAAAAUAUCCCAGUUCGCUAUUGAUAGACCGUCUCAAUUCUGCAGUCCUGGAAGCUGAGAAAUGUGUAACGGUUAUUCAACAGUUAGACAUAAAUAAAGUUCGUACGCGGACUCGUCAUUCUAAUGAUUCUACAAAAUAUAAAUUGACAAUGGAUGAGCUUGAGCUAUUUGUCGAAGAAAUCGAUAAUCUUUGUUGUGUCAUCAAAGAAGGUCAGAGCGUUCGCGAGUUAUUGGAUUUCGGUAAGAGUUUUGUUACAUCCGCCGAUGCCUUGCUUGCAAAAAAAAUCAACAAAGUCGAAGAGAAGGCGAUCGAAAAGCUAAUCGAUGAAGGACAAUUGUUGUGCAUUGAAUUGCACGAGCUGAAAAAUCUUCGCAUACGGUUCGAACAAGUAACAUGGUAUAAUAAGUCACGUCGAUAUCGCAAUUCCAGCUCGAAACUACAAUUAACAGAUGUAAAUCGCCUUAUUCAAGACGGACAGAAACUUAUCCCAGACCCUGUACUAGAAAAGGAAAUCGGCACACUACAGGGUAUUGUGCUGUCGGCCGAAGCUUGGGAAAAGGCAGCAAAAUCCUGCUUUCAAACGAACACCCAAAGCGAUUUAGCGGAAAUCGAACUUAUUCUCGAGGCAGCCGAAAAAAUUGCAAUAGAGUUACCUUCAAAGCAGGCUCUCAAAGAAGCUUUGAAGAAAUCUAGAGAUUGGCUAGUCGCUGUGGAAAACCUCCAAAAGAAUGAACACUAUCCAUAUUAUCACACUCUUGAAACGGUGGUUUGUCGUGGAAUAAAUAUACCAUUGAAACUAGAAGAAUUAGAUCGUAUGAAGAAACACCUUGACGCAGCACGCGAAUGGAAAGAAAAAACAGCGAAGGCUUUUCUUCGUAAACACACCCGGUUCACUUUGCUCGAAGUUUUAUCGCCACGUACAAGUGCCCUUAUGACAGGUAACACUAGCCAAUGCAAUCUUCCCAAGAGAAUACCCCCCGAAGAGCAAUUCACCGAAGAUCUAAGUCCUGCGCAAAUGGUGGAUGCAUUUAAAAAAGCUGAAGAAAAAGAAAUAAGCGAAAUGCGGGAGUUGAGACGUUUCAAUUUGAAGACAGCCGCUAAUCCAAAUGGUGACAGGAAAUAUUGUUUCUGCAAAGGCAAGUGCACAGGACAAAUGUAUUUGUGCCAGUUGUGUGCCGAUUGGUUUCACAAGGAAUGUGUGCCCAAAGUUCAUUGGAAAGAUGGUUUGAUUGUUACUCAAAAUGGACAACCAGUGAUGACUUGCAAAUAUUUGUGCCCAUCUUGCAUGAGGUCACGUCGACCACGAUUGGAGGCAAUUCUUUCGUUAUUGGUAUCGUUGCAACGACUGCCCAUACGCUUGCCCGAAGGCGAGGCUUUGCAAUGUUUGACUGAGCGUGCAAUGAAUUGGCAAGAUCGUGCACGUCAAGCCUUUGUUAUGGAAGAUGUUGCUGCUGGCUUGGCUUAUUUGAAUAGUGUUCGCCAGAAAAAGGUGGAAGCAGCUAAAAAUGAUUUGGUGACGGAGGAGAAAAAAGUUAAGUCGAUGAAGCUGCCUGAUGCUGGAGUUAGUGGUGAACCAGCUACAGACGGCGAUCUCACGGAAUCGGACAUAGCAAAUGAUGAUAGUUGUGGCGAAGAAUUUUCCAAUAUUAUUUUUCCACGUAGCGAAGGUGAAGAGGAAAAUCAACAACAACAGACAGAGAUUGACAAGGAAUCAAUGCUAAUGGCAUCGGUCCUAGCUAGUGACGAGUCGCGAACUAACGAUCUUCCAACAUUCGAUGGUAAUUUUCUGGAGUCCAACAAAUCAACAACGGGAGGAAGUGAAAUCGAACAUGCGUAUUCAGUUCCGUCUUUAAACGGGCAAUCUGAAGUCAAUGCAAACAACAGCCCUAGCAACAAAGUGCACACACCCUCUCAACCCAAUCCUGUUGAGCUCAAAAAAACUACACUCGAGAUUCUGGAGAGCUUAAUGUUGGAAGGUGAUUUGUUGGAAGUAUCGUUGGAUGAAACGAAUCACAUAUGGAAACUUCUCAAUUUAGCAAAGUCACAAAAUGCUGUCUCAACAACUUCAACAGCUUUCAUGCAAUCAAAUCAAAAGAAGCGAGAAUCAAAGGAAUUCGGUGGUCAGUCAACGAUGGUAAGAGCGUUCAAAAAACGCCAAAUGCUUGAUGGAGCAUCAACAACUCCACCAGUUAAACGAUUAUGGAAAAGUUCAGAAAGUAAUCGUAAAGCAAUAGGAAAACGUGAUAAAAAAAUUAAAGAGAUCGCUAUAGAGUCUGGAAGGGAAACAUCAGACAAAGUGACUGAUUCAGAAAUAUCAAACGGUAGCAGUAUUAAACCAUCUUCAGCCACAGCAAUCACAGGAAAUGUACGAAAACGGAAGCGAGCAGGUGGUAGUGGAAAAUCAUCGACUAGACAUGAUAUUUCAAUUUUGAACGCUACAUCAGAUGACGAUGAAGAAUGUCGUGCUCAAAAUUGUCACAGGCCUUCAGGUCGAGAAGUAGAUUGGGUUCAAUGUGAUGGAGGUUGCAACGAAUGGUUCCAUAUGUUCUGCGUUGGAUUAGAUCGAAAACAAAUAAAGCCCGACGAUGACUAUAUUUGUAAACGUUGCAUGAAAUCCAAUUCAGAAAAUAAUUCGUCUAAUCCUACCGCUGUAAUCGCUUCAGUACCCACUAAUCAGCCUCCUUCGAUUAUUGAAGCUUCCAUAUCAUCGUUUGUUGAGAAAUCAAAUAGCAUCGAUACCAUCUCCCCAACAGCUGAUUUAACACUUCUCCAAACAACAUCAGUUAUAACAACCUUUUCUUCAACUCUUUCACCAACAAGUACAAAAGCUCAUAAAGAAAACGUGAGUUAAAUGAUUUAUUAGUUUUAUUUUAUUAAAAAGGUCAAAGGAAUAAACUAGGCUAAAUUCGAAAAGAAUCCCACGGUCGAAAACCAAAAAAAAAUGUAACUUUCUUAAGAUUAAGCAAAGUUUUGCACGCGUUGAUGUAUGUAUGAUAAGUUAUGUUGUAAUUUAAUUUAACAUUUUAUAUAGUAAGUAAAAAAUAAGUAACCAGUAAAUAAUAAUGCGGCCGUAUUUAAAACUAAAAACACCAACAAUAAGGUGUUAAAGUAUUAAAAUAAAAAGAAUAUAAUGAAAUUAAUAUGUAAAAAUGUUUAUUUAGUUUAAUUCAAACAUUAUGUUAGGACUUUAGUUUAAACAAAAGGUCAACAAAUUAACUCAAAAUAUGUAUGUACAUCAUAGGGGUAGCAAUUGUGUGUUCAAUCGAUUUGGAUGUAAUUUUUAAACUAAAACGUAGUAAAUGAUAUUUUUUGAGGAUACAUUUUUGGAAAAUUAAUAAAACAUGGAACCAUUUUUAUAUUUGGUUCUUUUUUUUAAUGAAAGUCAUUACCAAACCAGAAUACAAUAUUAAUAAAAGCUUUGCUAUUGGUAGUUUAAAAAUAGCUUUUAUAUAAUUGUGCACAUUGUAAACAGAAAAUGAAUACGACUAUAAAUUAUUAUUUGCAAACAAAAUUUGUUUGAUUUAGUUUUAUACUUAGAGAAAUUAAUUUAAUAUAUGGUGAUCCAAACAUAAUGCAAAAUUUAAUUGUAAACGAAACAAAAGAUUUUCAGAAAAUUACUUUAAUUUUAAUCUUGUUAUAGAAAGAUUAUUUAAGCUUGAAAUUUGAUAAUUUGGCAAAAAAGUCGUGGUAAUAAUAGCUCCAAACUUAUGUCAUCAUGACAUGAGACAAUACGUCAAUUGCAUAUCUCGCGAAAAAAGAUCAAUUGUUUCAUCUAUUCUUUUACAAGUGACACAGUGGUGUUAGAAACGUACCAGAUGAAGAUCCCCAACAUCUGGCCCUAAAAAGUUGUGACUCACAAUUGGCAUCGAGCAUUAUGGUUGGACGACCCUUUAUAUAAUACAAAAUGAGAUUUUGUGUUUAAAAAUACCAUGACGCUUUUGUUAUGAAGAGGUGUUUUUUUUAGAGCUGGUAGCUUUUUAAAUCUAUCCUACCCUUCAGUACUCGAUCCGUCUGGAUGAUGGGCAGUGUAACAAAUGUUUCAUAAUUUUUUAGGAAACACUGCACUUGAUAUUUUAAAGCAUUUGGUAGAGUUUGACAUAAGUCUCUUAUCGAAAAUGAGUGCCUUCGGUUUUUAAGAACCCUCCUUCCUCGCAUUCGAAAUUGGAUUGAUUUAUUGACAAACAGAAAAUAAAUGCUUGUGUUCGUCUCCGACACUCUUUUUCAUUGUUAUUAAUUCAACUUUAAAUCUACUAACUGUUUCGCUGACGAUAGUACCCUCAGCUUUUUAUUAUCGCUUAUGGAUUCACAACCUUGCUAUUUAGAUGUGGAUAGCUGACGCGCUUCGCCGAAAAUGUCUCGAUGUGAUUUUGUUCCCCCUUCGGAUCUGGCUUUUAUCUACAAGCUUAAGUAUAAAUCCUAGCUCUGGGAUACUGCUUUUGCAACUUAAGUCUUUUCUUGUGUAUUGAACGUAGACAAUUCAAGUUAAUUAUACUCAAUGAUACUCGUGCCUCCAGGAAUGCACAUCAGUAUACCCUCGAGUCCGUACUUCAAGAGCAUAUAAAUGCUUUAUUAUACUCUAUCUCUCCCAGUUGUCACUGGGACUGACCUUACAGCCAACGUGCACCGCCACCUCCUCUCAAGCUCUCUCCCUUUCCUAAUGCUAACACUGUGUCCUGGCAUGAUAAGGGUACCAUAAAUCCCCUUGAGUGUACACUUAUUAUAAAAGAAACAAAUUAGUUUUUCUAUAUAAACUUUGUUUAUCCUUUGUUAAAAUAUUUAAAAUAAUUAAAUAAAUUUUCCCGAAAUCAACGCUAGUUUUUUUUUUUGCUCCAUGAAAUUCAACAAUUUUGUAAAUUGGUGUAAAAUGUUAGGAAAGUUGUAAACUAAAUGCGAAGUUCUAUUUGAAAGAUAUCAUUUGCAUUGUUUUGAUCUCAAUACAGAAAAAAUAAUAAAACUAAAACAAAUACAAAAAUUAAAACCAUUAUAUAAUGUGGCAUAUUUAUUUGUAAAAAAAUGUAAAUAACAAGACUCAAAUAUGAACAUACUUUAGUAUAAGAAUAUACAAAUAUUUAAACACAUUUUACUAUAUAACAAAAGUUAUUUUCGUUUGCAAAUAAUUAAUAAAAUAUUAAUUAUAUAUAUACAUUCACUUACAUUACAAGGCUUUGACAACAAAAAAAAUGGAAGAAAAUAAUAUGUAUAUAAGAGUUAAAUAUAAAAUGAUUUUUAUAAUAUUUAUAAAUAUAUAAAUAAUAAAUAUCAUUUAUAUACAGUACACAUAUACAUAUAUUCAUACAUGUAUACAUGCAUGUAUGUAUAUUAGAUUAAUUCAAUUUAAACUAAAAUGUCUUCAAUUUUUAAUGCAACUACAUAUCAUUAUGGUUAGAGUUUAGAAUAAUAAUACUCCUUUCCAUAUUUAAGCAUUUUCCACACAAAUUUAGCUUUCGUUGCAGAACAUAAGAUCUUGUUAUAUUCAUGGGUUUGACUUAAUGGCCUUUAAAAAAGUAAAAGAGGUUUGGACAUAUUUUCUAUUUUAGUGAAAAUUUUUAUCAUAAGACAACGCAAUAUUUAUAAAAUUGAUCCAAAACCCCUGCACUCCCAUCAAAUUUGUAUGAAAGUAGUAAAAAGCUACAUUCGACCUCUAACGGUCAAUUUAAAAAGCUGAAAUUUGAACAGAAGUAUAAUUUUACCAAGCUCUUACCAAAAUGCUAGUUUCUUCAAAAAUGGGAGAUAUUUUGUUUUUUUUUUUUUGUAUCAGUGUAAUGUAUGUAAAUACACACAUACAGUGUUGGAAAAAAUAAUAGAAACAAUCUUCGCCAACUCUCCAUACUAUUUGGAAAAUACACAUCAAAUUGUUAAAAUAAAGGAAAUAAUUAUAAACAAUUUAAGAAGUAAUUAGCACGAAUAAGAAUGGUAUUGUGUUCUUUUGGUAGAGUUGUUUAAUGGUUAAAGUUAUUGUUAAUCCUUAAAUAUAUGGUCGUUGCACCUUUAUUUUUGGCAACAGAAUCGCAUCUUGCACUAUGUAAGCAACCAUAGAUAUUUUUAUACUCCCACACACAUUUUAAAUUGCAGGAGAAGAUUGUUUCUAUUAUUUUUUAUCACUUUACAUUAAUUAAGGAUGAAUACAUUUUAGAAAUAGAAAAGUAGUUUUUAAUAAAACAAAAUUCAACGUCUUGAAUAUAAAUUAUAUAUGUACAUAUAUGAAAACAUAUAUAUUUACAUUAUAUAUAAUAUGACAUAGUAAAUUUAUUUUAUUUUAUUUUUUAAAAUAAACAAUUUAAUCAUAAUGACA